Messenger RNA from Copidosoma floridanum, 1435 nucleotides. RefSeq names its product SH3 domain-binding glutamic acid-rich protein homolog. Lineage: Eukaryota; Metazoa; Arthropoda; Insecta; Hymenoptera; Encyrtidae. The record is from RefSeq and is a predicted model, not a curated record. Gene Ontology annotation, cellular component: cytoplasm.
GCGCCCGUAGUUAUAAUUUCGAAAUAUUUUUUUAAGUAAAGCGACAAAAAGACUCUGUUCCCCCUCCAACGCUCGCGAAUGUCGUAGUGCAGUGUUUUGUUUACUCAAUCUCAUCAAUUAUAUAUAAAAUCAUUUUUAGGUAUUUAAUUACACAUAUAUUAUAGGUAUCUGUGGGCAUUGUUGUACGUGCAGUGUGGAAGUGUGGACUACCUGCGUGAGUGCGUGGCGUUGCUGCGUAUAUCUUUUGUUAUUUGUCUCUCUGCGGCCGCAGUGUUUUGUACACAGUGCAUUUUUUUUACGUUACUCGUGGCAUUCGUGCCCGUUGAGUAGGUACAGUAGUUGAUCAUUAUUAAUUUAAUCCCAACUCUUACCAGCGUAUCAUACUGUAUACGCACCAACUCAGGCUAUCAUAUAGCCAAGCCGCUGCCGGGUUGACAGCAACAACCAAACGAACGAACGAACGAACGAGAAAAGAUAAAUUCGACUCGAGCUAAAUAGAAUAUACCUAUAUACCAUACAUACCUGUAUAUACAAAAGUUAUAAAAAGAGAGAGCAGGUAGCCAUCGGAUUUCUCAUCAUCAGAUCAGCUACAAUGGUCAUCAAAAUCUACAUAUCCAGAAUUAGCGGCAGUAAGGAAGUGAAAAAAAGACAGCAAAGAGUCUUGAUGAUAUUGGACAGCAAAAAUGUAGGCUACCAAGUUAUAGACAUCACAGAACCUGGCAAAGAAGCUGAAAAAGAAUUUAUGCAGCUCAAUAGUAUGGCAAAGGAUAGCAAAUAUCCAAUACCUCCACAAAUAUUUAACGAAGAAGAUUACUGUGGAGAUUAUGAAGACUUUGAUGAAGCAAAUGAAAUGGAUGAAUUGGAAAAGUUUCUAAAAGGGUCGUACAUCAGUACUGAUAACUCUGAAAAUAAGUCACAAAAUGAUGUACAACAAAACGGCAACUCUUCAAGUCGAGAGCCUUCUGCGGAUAAAGAUGCCUUGGACCAUGAUGGGACGGAAGAAAAAAUAUUAUCUGAACCAGAGAAUGACAAACUUUCUGAUACAGAGAUUAAAGACUUAUCUGAAGGUGAUAAUCUUGAGGAAGAUGAUGAACAGAAAAAUGAUGAAGAUUAAAUAUUAUUUUAUGCAUUGUGUGCAUCAAGGAAUAAUUAUGUCUUACGGAGAUUCAUACGCGACCAUUUCUUCCUUUGUAAAUGAACCGUUUCAUUUUCAUAAAGUCGCCCUUUAACAUAAUGAGGUAAAAACUGCCAGCAAUACGUCCAUACAGAUUUUAAGAGUUGACUGAGAUUAUUUAUUUGCACUUUGUUCAAGUGAUUUCAGUAAGCAAGUCAACUCUGAAACAAGUUCAGACAUACUCGCUUAGUUUGUAUUUUCAUAAUUUUUCAUAUUAUUAGAUCUAUGAAAUUUUUAACAGAGAAAAUUAUAUUUUGUGCU